AUGGCGUGCGACGCCUGUCGCGUCCGCAAGAUCAAGUGCGACUCCAAGGCGCCCCUGUGCCGGAAUUGCCAGCUUUACGGGACCACAUGCAAGUACGAGGCACCCCGACGAAGACGAGGGCCAAAGCCUAUCGCUCAGAAGCCCUCCGAAGUCCCUUCUGGCAAUGACACCCUUGCGACAUCACCAGCAGCACACGAGCCGAGCUUCAAUGAUGCGAUCACAAUCCACGCACCACUUGAUGACCACGUCACGCCAGAAAGCGAGGCUAGACAUUCUAAUCAUGUCAUAUCGUCUCACUCACCAGAAUCAGUUCAUGCUCGCUCCAUAGCAACACCAGGAUUGACAGCCAGCUUCAUCGGAGCUGGCCAACACGCUUGCACGCCUCGCCAAUCCACCCUUGGUGUUGAGUCGGUAGCUCUUCAGACACACAGAAAUUUCUCAACAGCCAUCUGCAAAUAUGGACAACCCCAGGACCUCGCCGGCAAAUGGAUCGACAAAUUUGUCAUGUAUAGGUUUCCCUUUUGUCCCGCGGUCCAUAUCGAGAGUCUGUAUAGUGCCAUCCCCCUUUUGACUGCAUCCCGGCAGCAUCCCGUUUCACCAUCCACGACAUCAGUGAACGGCGGAGAAGAUGAUAGUGGGUUCACUCUCGAAGAGAUGAGAUCGUACACAUUACUUACUGCUCUCUGCGCCGUAAUGUGCACCCUGGCGGAACCACACCCUGUCACCCCUUACGACGCUUCUGACCUCGCAAAAAUCUUUCUCUCGGCAUCAAGAAACAUGCUCUCCUGCUAUGAAGACUUUGACAUAGAGCAUCCAGAUUCGAGUUCCCUUCUCCUCCGGUAUUUCCAGUCAAACACUCUUCACUUCUUUGGGAAGAUCCGCGCAGCCAUGCAUCUACUUCGUUCCGCCUGGUCUCUGGCCAUCACCCUUCGACUAUAUGACGAGACGUCGCUUACUGGGGUUGAGGACAUAGAGGCACAGCGAUUACGGCGCAUAUUUUGGUGUAUGUACCAGGGCGACAAGUCAGCGUCAGUCUUGAACGGCGUCCCCUCCAUGAUAAUGGAUCUAUGCCUCGAGCAACCCAUUACCCUGGCCAUCGAGGGCCCGUCGCAGGUAGGCUUACUUCACGGAGAAUCUUCCUUUCCAUUCGAAGAGAAGACGAUGACCGCUUUCCACAUGUCGACCCACCUCUGGAGAUCAGGCACGGACAUCCUCCUUGACAUGAAGAUGAUUGCCCACGCGCGUGCGCGAGCACCACAGAGCGAAGCUGGGACGCCGGUACCGCGCGCCAACGCUAUCAUGCACGCCUAUCUCUCCUUCUGUGCGCUUCUUGACGACUUGCCGCCAUGGCUGGCGAAUCCCGACUCCUACUCCGCGCCUGAUGAAGCUGUCUCGCUGCAGCAGCGUCGCUCAUUCUGGGCCCAGAAGACAAACCUUGUAAUCACAUACCACUGCCUUCGGCUCGCCAUUAUUCGACAAGCGGAGAAACACGGCUUGUGUCACCUGUUUGGUCUGACAAAUGACGGCUCUAUGCUCGCCAUGCGCAGGUUAAAAAUCAGCAAUGACAUGCUUUUGGCAGUCAAGUCGGUCCCGUUCGAAAGCUUGCAGGCCAACGGUGAACCAGGCGCAGAGAAACUGCGCCAGGCCGGCGUGGAGUUGUUGGGCAUUGCCCACCAGACGGAUGAUCAGGUCUUAGCCGCUCGUGCCAAUGCACUUUUCUCGCAGUUGCUUGAUGUCAUCACAUCGUUGAAUUCGAAGGUUUCGGAGGAAUUAGCUGGGAUCUUGGCUUCAUGA
Messenger RNA from Verticillium alfalfae VaMs.102, 1794 nucleotides. RefSeq lists its product as hypothetical. The record is from RefSeq and is a predicted model, not a curated record. Gene Ontology annotation, molecular function: DNA-binding transcription factor activity, RNA polymerase II-specific; zinc ion binding; DNA binding. NCBI's taxonomy places the organism in Eukaryota, Fungi, Ascomycota, Sordariomycetes, Glomerellales, Plectosphaerellaceae. Bases 1 to 1794 code for a protein of 597 amino acids. Gene Ontology annotation, biological process: regulation of DNA-templated transcription; DNA-templated transcription. The transcript is spliced from 2 exons.